AUUAUUCGCCAUAUUGAACUUGGAACAAUGAAUACCAAAAGGAAAAUAAUAGUUUUAGACCCUGUUCUUGAGGUGCAAGAAGAUGAAAAACAGCCAACUUCUUCGACUAGUUCAAAGUCGGAUUCCGGGUCCGGCUCUCCGGCUAGUAUGACCAGCCCUUACGAAAAUAAAGCAACUCCAACCAGGCCGCCUACACUUUCAACGUCAAAAAAACGUAAAUUAUCCAAUAAUUUGAAGAGCAGCUUAAAGCGUCUGAGAGAAACGGUUGGAAAGUAUCCAAAACGUAUAACUUGGGAAGAAGAGCCAAAAAGUCACUUUUCGCAGUCGGCUAGAAAAAACGUUACGUUUGACCCUUAUCUGGACGAACCUGUAGUAGAACGAAAAUCAAAAGGAGAUUCUAAUACUGAUAAGAAGAAGACUAUAAGUCUCAACAUUAUGCAGAAUCUGGAGCCGAGCAAACACGAAAGAUACAUUGAUUAUUUGGAUGAAGAUGAGUCUUGGCCGUUCUAGGUAACUGUCUAUGUUUGAUUAUGUUAUUAUUAAAGUCUAUAGUUUAUUAGUUGUCUAUCUUAUUGAAUUUAAAUUCUCAUUUAUUCCUUUAUCAUUUAUUUUUAUAUCUAAGUUUUGUUAUUUUUUGAAUGUUUUAUAUUAUUUCAAUUAUGAUUGUAAAAGUGUAUAUUAUAUAUACAUGUGCUAUAUUUUAUUAUCAUAUUAAUAUUCAAUAGUAUAAUCGUGAUAGGAUCCUGUUUUUUUAUAAAAAUAAAUUUAUUUAUCCUUUAUCAAAAUAGGUGUAAAUUGCGGGCUCUUUCAAGGAUGUUGAUUUUUUUUUUACACCAAAGGCUGAUCCGUGUCUUCUUUAUCUUAUAUUUUUAGAAGUUCUAUUCCAUCUUAUGAUUUUUAGUUCUUUUUUAGCUAUAUUCUUAAAAGAACUUACGCCAAUCAACCGGCUAGUCUAGAUACUUUAAACUACUCUCUAUCUAACAGGUUGAUAUGCUUUUCUAUUAGUUUAUCUUUGUUUGUUCCAAAAACAUUUUUCUUUUUACUUCAUCAUCUGAUUUACUUCAAGGUCUGUAACAUCAUUUUCUCUCCUUGAAUAAGUUCUUAUAGUUUUCAUUAAGAAUGGCAUGCUAGAUUUUAGGAACGUUUAUCCUAACAUCAUAUUAUCGUCCUUAAAAUUAAUUCCAUAAACGAAUGUUUCGCUUCGAAUAUUAAAUGGUUUUUAAACAAGAAAUCCACUUACGUUGAAUACAUUUCGCUUAAAUUCUUAAAGAGGAUAACAAAUAGCUCAGGUAUUAAAGACCCAUAAGAUUAUUG
Molecule: messenger RNA, 1314 nt
Organism: Dimorphilus gyrociliatus
Lineage: Eukaryota; Metazoa; Annelida; Polychaeta; Dinophilidae
Source: the annotation of a GenBank genome assembly